Messenger RNA from Cynara cardunculus var. scolymus (artichoke), 1038 nucleotides. Its product is annotated as probable xyloglucan endotransglucosylase/hydrolase protein 33. Gene Ontology annotation, molecular function: xyloglucan:xyloglucosyl transferase activity; hydrolase activity, hydrolyzing O-glycosyl compounds. Gene Ontology annotation, biological process: cell wall biogenesis; xyloglucan metabolic process. Lineage: Eukaryota; Viridiplantae; Streptophyta; Magnoliopsida; Asterales; Asteraceae. Bases 51 to 995 code for a protein of 314 amino acids. Gene Ontology annotation, cellular component: cell wall; apoplast. The transcript is spliced from 4 exons. The record is from RefSeq and is a predicted model, not a curated record.
ACACACACUAAUUCUUGUAUCUACUAUCCUAACAAAGUCAGUUUUAAUUCAUGGGUCGUUUUCGCCUUUUGUGUUAUGUUAUCUUUAGCAGUAGUUUACUGUUAUCGGGUUCAUCUCGAGGUGCUAUUUAUCAGCCACCGACUGUUGAGCGAUUAACGGACCAUUUCCCUCCUAUGCCCAUCACCCAAGGUAUGUCUACGUUCUUUGGAACAUCAAAUAUUCAUCUCAAAAACAACGGAUCGUCUGCUGAUAUCGUUCUGGACAAAACCUCAGGUUCUGGAUUGGUUUCAAAGAAUACAUACUACCAUGGAUUCUUUAGUGCUGCGAUAAAGCUUCCAAUGGGGAUUACUUCAGGAGUGGUACUAGCUUUCUAUAUGUCAAAUUCAGAUGUAUUUCCACAUAACCAUGACGAGAUAGACUUUGAAUUGCUUGGGCAUGAGAAAAGAAGGCAAUGGGUUCUGCAAACAAAUAUGUACGGAAAUGGAAGUGUUAGAACUGGAAGAGAAGAAAAGGUGUACCUCUGGUUUGAUCCCACACAGCAGUUUCAUCAAUACACCAUCCUUUGGAACAGCCACCACAUUGUGUUUCUAGUAGACAACAUACCUGUGAGAGAGGUAAUCCAUAAUCAAUCCAUCUCAUCUGUCUACCCAUCAAAGCCAAUGUCGUUAUAUGCGACCAUAUGGGAUGCUUCGGAGUGGGCUACGCAUGGAGGAAAGUACCCCGUGAACUACAACUACGGGCCAUUCGUGGCGUCUUUAGGAGAACUGAAAAUCGAAGGUUGUAUGAUACAGAAAAUAAGCUCCCCAUUGGUGGUCGUAUGUGCAAAGAAUGCAACCCUUUCCAGCGUGGAUCCCGUGGAAGGAGAAGAUUAUGCAACACUGUCGAAACAACAGAUGGAUGGAUUGGAUUGGGUUAGGAGAAAACAUAUGUUUUACUCGUACUGUAAAGACACGACACGAUAUAAAGUAUUACCUAUAGAAUGUAACUCUCCCUAAUUCUUUGUAAUUUAGAAAUCAAGGGUUCAUACAAUUUAAAGCA